Molecule: messenger RNA, 1908 nt
Organism: Aspergillus ochraceoroseus IBT 24754
Lineage: Eukaryota; Fungi; Ascomycota; Eurotiomycetes; Eurotiales; Aspergillaceae
Product: cytochrome P450
Exons: 3
Coding region: 60-1640 (526 amino acids)
Molecular function (GO): oxidoreductase activity, acting on paired donors, with incorporation or reduction of molecular oxygen; heme binding; monooxygenase activity
Source: RefSeq, a predicted model, not a curated record
UUAUCUGGGGUGCAGGACUGGGGAAAUUUCAUUCGUAUUCAAAGUGAUUUUUAUUCGAAAUGUUUGCAGAUUAUCUAACCCAAACUGUUGUGCCGGCAUCUCUGUCUAUGAGACUGUUGGCUGGAUUCCUGCUUCUUAUAUCGAUAUGGGUUAUCUACUACAGACUGCUCCAUCCCCUCUCAAAAGUGCCUGGCCCCUUCCUCGCCUCGGUUUCUCCCUUCGUUCAGCUCUAUCAUGGACUCCAAGGAGACCGUCACUUGUGGAUUCAUGACCUGCAUCAGCGAUACGGUCCAAACGUUCGCCUGGCGCCGAAUUUUGUAUCCUUUAACUCAGUAGAAGGGCUGCACAAAAUUUAUGGGCAUGGAAAUCGGUUUAGAAAGGCUGACUUCUAUAAUGGAUUUACCGCGAUUAAGGGGGUCUAUAACACACAUAAUUCCAUUGACAAGUUCGUUCACGGACGAAAAAGACGUGUACUCAGCCAGGCCUUCUCCGAUAAUGCGCUGAAAGGUAUGGAAGAUGUCAUGCUGCUCCAUGUGCGGCAGCUUUGCUCUAUCCUUGGCAAUAAUCAGCCCGAGAAGGGUCACAUCGCGGGAGAGAAAACGUUCAAUAUGGCGAAUUGGUUUGGGUAUUUGACAUACGAUGUGAUGGGGGAACUUUGCUUUGGUAAGAGCUACGAUAUGUUGAUUGAUGGUGCCAAACGACGGAUGAUUCACCUAGUGGACAGGGCGGCGUACAGACACUAUGUGUGUGGACUUUGGAUGCCCCUGGAUCGCUGGAACCUCGACAAGUUCUUCAUUCGACGUCUGACGAAGGACCGGUGGAACUUCAUUAUGGAGUCUCGUCAGGAAGCCAACCAACGUGCCAAAGAGCGGACAUCGUUGGGUUUAGAUGCGAAGAAGGAUUUUUUCUAUUAUCUCCUCAAUGCUCGAGACCCUGAAACCGGCAAAGGGCUUGCAACCCAGGAACUCUGGGGGGAAGCUAAUGUGCUCAUGAUUGCGGGCAGUGAUACAACCUCGACUAGUUUGGCAGCGUGCAUGUUCUAUCUGGUCCGCCACCCACAUGCAAUGGAAAAGCUGAAGAAUGAAGUCCGUGCUCAUUUUGAGGACGUGGAAGAGAUUGUCUCUGGAGCUCGCCUGAACCAACUCACGUAUCUCAAGGCAUGCAUUGACGAGGCGAUGCGACUUGCACCUGCUGUACCUGGGUCUAUUCCUCGGGAGGCGGCCGAGGAGAUGGUUACUGUCGAGGGGGUGAAUUUACCAGAAGGCACUGGGUGCGGUACUCCAGCAUAUUCUAUUCAUCGGAGGCCAGAAUACUAUCGACAACCAUUAAGCUACAUUCCCGAACGCUGGCUUGAAGGUUCUGAAUGCAAGACAGCUACGGAAUUCUGGACUGUGUCGAGGGAAGAUGUUGAACUUGCUCGCAAGGCGUAUUGCCCGUUCAGCAUCGGUCCUCGAGGAUGUAUCGGAAAGGGUAUGGCAUUGAUGGAACUUCGACUAACCCUCGCUAGAGUUCUUUUCUCGUUCGAUAUUGAAGUUGCUGACUCGACUGGCGAGGAUGAAAAUGGCCAUUACAAGUUGGUUGAUCACUUUGUUGUGUCGAAGAACGGCCCGAAUGUUACUGUACGCAAUCGACAGUUUUAACAUUAAUAGCUUACGGAAAUGAAUUCAUUGCUCUUCAAGAGGUGUGAGCCUGGGAUGAGUUGUGACUGGCUGGAGUAUUGUCUUCAAAGAUGAUUCUCUGAGUAGGAUGCAGCGAACACUGCUGAAAAUAGAGGGCAAAAAGCAAUGUACAAAAUCUGCAAGUAAACCUCAUGAACAAUUAGCUAGUAUCGAGACUGGAGUGCGUAGGGGUUAAAACCCUCUGGUAUCAAUGCAGGGAACCUUAACAUCUAUUCCUUUGCUUUCAAAG